CGCAGGUUUGUGUGUUGUUAAACAGGAAACGUUGAGAGGCGUUAGCAGCUAGCCUGUUGGCUACCACCACUACACACAGAAACUUAAACACAGCAAACCAUUUAUCUGAAGAAGGGAAUAAAGAGUACCGUCUGCCCGGUUUAUUGGUUUUAUCGGUGGGACCGACAUGUCAGAGACGUACGAUUUUCUGUUUAAGUUCCUGGUGAUUGGCAGCGCUGGGACUGGAAAAUCAUGCCUCCUUCACCAGUUCAUAGAGAACAAGUUCAAACAGGACUCUAACCACACCAUUGGUGUUGAGUUUGGCUCCAGGGUUGUCAACGUUGGCGGAAAAACGGUGAAACUGCAGAUCUGGGACACGGCUGGGCAGGAGCGCUUCAGGUCAGUGACCCGCAGUUACUACCGUGGUGCAGCAGGGGCUCUUCUCGUUUAUGACAUCACAAGUCGGGAAACCUACAAUGCUCUAACUAACUGGCUGACGGACGCACGGACGCUUGCCAGCCCCAACAUCGUCAUCAUCCUGUGCGGGAAUAAGAAGGAUCUGGAUGCGGACCGUGAGGUCACCUUCCUAGAGGCGUCUCGUUUUGCCCAGGAGAACGAGCUGAUGUUUUUGGAGACGAGUGCUUUGACAGGGGAAAACGUAGAGGAAGCCUUUCUCAAAUGUGCUCGCAACAUCCUCAACAAGAUUGAGUCAGGCGAGUUGGACCCGGAGCGGAUGGGUUCUGGGAUCCAGUACGGUGACGCGUCCCUGCGGCAGCUCAGACAGCCCCGGGGCUCUGCCGCACAGACCAAGCAGCAGUGUAACUGUUAGGGGCCUGGACACCCUGACCAAUACUUGUCAUCAGACCAUACACACACAACCUCCCCCCUCAGCUCCGGGUGUCUCUGGGUUUGUACGCCCCCACUCCCAAAUGUGACCCUUCCACACCCAGACACAUCUGGAUCAUUUGUUAUGAAGUCCAUCUGCAACCUUUGACCUCUGACCUCAGAAAGCUGUUCACCUAGGACAGAUCUCCCUGACUGCCUAGCGAGGGCCACGGGCAGUAGAGGUGAAUCCGACUCUGUGUGUGUGUGUGUGUAACUUCUCCUGUGAUUCUUACACACACACUUCCUUCUUGUGAGGUCAAACAGCCAUCAUAUAGACUCCACUAGACUGGGAUAAACCAAUCAACAACACAAGUAACAUUCCUAGGUCUUAAACUAGAUAUUGCUGAAUCAUUUUUAUACAUUGUGACAAAUCAGACCUUUGUUGGAUUGGUUCAUUUGAAUGUCCCCUUCUUGGUUUAGUUUCCAUGUUCCCAAAAAACGACCAUAUGAUUGCUCCAUGCAUGUUAGUCUGCAUUUUUAACUGAAAAAAUGUAAUAAUAAUAAUAAUUUAGAGCUAAAAAUUGGUCUUCUGUGAGAAAGUAAAGCUCAUAAAACCCUUUAUGCACUCAGAUAUGUACCCUGUUGCAUUGCCCAUGCAUUUAAAGAGCUUUUGAAAGCCCAAAGAAGAUCUUCUAAUUCGCUCAACACUAUCUGGCGCAUAUCAGAUGUUUACCGCCACCCCGCUCUGGCUUGGGCCGGAGGUUAUCGUCUGACUUAACCUCACCUGUCAUUUGCACGGGCCGCUAAUGGCUAAAUCGUUUAUUAAAAUGUAGGACUACGACUCAAUCAGGGUUUGUCCAAAAAAAAUGAAAAAUGCGUACAAAUAUCAAUCAUUAAAAUGAAAAUUUUGGGCUCUGUAUGGGUGAAUCUCCCAAAGAACGUGCAUGUCAUAUCAAUAUCAAUUAGAUUUGGGGUAUUUUGACUUUGCAUCAAUUAAGCACAUUUGGUUCCCAAAGUUUCCUUACAAUAAUGUGACAAAAUAAAUGAGUAAAUUCUAAAAUAAAUUAUGCUGAUUUUAAACCUGAAAAAAUAUUUUUUAUUGCUUGAUUAUCGUAACGUGAAUAUGAUUUUUAAUGCUUAAUUUUCUGAUAUAAAAGUUACAGUGCAUAAAAACAAAAAUCAUAAUAGCGACCAUAAUUUCUUGUGAUUUUUCGAACGAAACCGCUCCCAGGCAUUUCUUUGUGAGAUUCAUCCCUUUUACUUUUGCGUUCGAGUCGUGUAAUAAGCGAAACAAGGUAUAUUAUUAGAACGGAAGAACAUAAUUCAUCUUACACUUGAACUAGUGCACAUAUUUUGGGUUCGCUGUUUGCCCUGGUUACCCAUGACAGGGAGAUCUAGAGGUGAUGACCGGCACGGUGCCCCGUUCCCUCAGUGACAUCAUCAUUAUGCGCCACAGACAGACCUGUUUUGAUCUGUGUUUUAUGAACCGUCUAUGUGAUGUGUUGUUUUUCUUUCUUUUUCCCUCUGCAAGUGCACUUUUUUUGACUGUUUAUAUACUGUACCUAUAGAAUUGUAAAAUUUAUAGUAAUUUAAUGAUAUUAAAUGAGAGAAUAUUGUUUGAGGAGUGAUCAUUCCUUACUAAAGAACAACUAGUCCGACCCCAUUUCAGCGGCAAGGAGUCAACAGCUGUGGACAAGAAUAUGCUUUUAGUUGUAAAUGUGGAGUGAGUCAUCAUAUCUCUUAGUACAAACACAGCCUUAACUGACUAACCACAUGAUUGUUCUACACCACACCACAUUUGAUCAUGGCCGUCUCGCUCUCAUAAUUGUCCAAGCUUUUUAAAAUGCACUUAAUCUGUUAUGUCCAUUAUUUUCCCCACUUUUACCAAAUGUUUUAAACCACUUAUAUUCAACAAAAUUGACUCAAAUUGAAGGAAUAUUCACAGAUACAAGUUAAGAGUUACAGAAAUUCGA
Pimephales promelas (fathead minnow) is the source of this 2777-nucleotide messenger RNA. It is a transcript of the gene rab4b, whose product is annotated as RAB4B, member RAS oncogene family. Gene Ontology annotation, molecular function: GTPase activity; GTP binding. Gene Ontology annotation, biological process: Rab protein signal transduction. The record is from RefSeq and is a predicted model, not a curated record. NCBI's taxonomy places the organism in Eukaryota, Metazoa, Chordata, Actinopteri, Cypriniformes, Leuciscidae.